Messenger RNA from Amoebophrya sp. A25, 351 nucleotides. NCBI's taxonomy places the organism in Eukaryota, Dinophyceae, Syndiniales, Amoebophryaceae. The record is from the annotation of a GenBank genome assembly.
CCUGAGUCGUCCCCUGGGAGGGUUAUGCACAUCAGGGCUUUUUUUUUCUUUUUCUCACUGCCAUGGGCUGAUGUAUUCCACCGACCAUUUGUUCAUUCAUUGCCUUGCGCUUGUGAUUGUUGUUGCAUGACUCAAAACACGGUAGGAGGCUAUCAGCGACGGCGAAGGGCUCUGCCUGAGAUUCUGACUGAAGACUUGGAGUUGUUUUGAAGAGGUAGAGAUGGUUGAUGAGCUUGAAGACGUAGAGAUGGUUGAACUUGAAGGCAUAGAGCUGGUUGAACUUGAAUGCGUAGAGCUGGUUGAACUUGAAGACGUAGAGUUGGUUGAGCUUGAAGACGUACAGUUUACUGA